Messenger RNA from Polychytrium aggregatum, 1160 nucleotides. RefSeq names its product Alpha/beta knot methyltransferase. The transcript is spliced from 8 exons. Lineage: Eukaryota; Fungi; Chytridiomycota; Chytridiomycetes; Polychytriales. Gene Ontology annotation, biological process: rRNA methylation. Bases 39 to 1127 code for a protein of 362 amino acids. Gene Ontology annotation, molecular function: RNA methyltransferase activity; RNA binding. Gene Ontology annotation, cellular component: mitochondrion. The record is from RefSeq and is a predicted model, not a curated record.
UCUCUCUCCAUCGCCGCUUGCGCUGACGAUUGCCAUCGAUGAAUAUGCUCGGCAAGCAAGGGCUCAAGCAGGUCUGUUCUCGGGCCGUGCAGGUGUAUUUCCCCGCAGGCCCACGUCUCUCCGCUCAGCUCUAUUCCACCAGCCGACACUCCCCAAGCAAAGUCGAGCUGCUCUAUGGUGCUGCCUCGGUGCUGCCGGCCUUGGACCAACAGAGACGCAAGAUCCUGCGGCUGUUUGUGCGUAUCCAGGGCGGCUUGUAUGAACAGCUCGAUAUCGAGACGCCAAUGUCCAGGAAGAAGCUCAACCAUAUGUACAUUCGAGAAGAUCUGCUGUCCCAAGUCGAGGCAAGCAAGCUCAUCCAGUUUGCCAAAUCCGAGGCCCGCAAGAAGAAUAUCCCGAUCCGCGAAAUAUCGCAGUCUCGGCUGGAUGUUUUGAGCGAAAAGCGACCAAACCAGGGCCUUGUGAUGGAAGCCAUGCCUCUGGAAGUCGAGAUUUGUCGAUCGCUCGGAACAUUCGACUCGGAGACCAGCAGGUAUCCUGUGCAAACAUCGGCAAAAGAAUCCAUCGAGAUGAUUUCCAACCAUCGCUUUCCCAUCUGGCUCGUUCUCGACUCUAUCAUGGAUCCGCAGAACCUUGGCGCCAUACUGCGAACUGCUCAUUUCUUCAAUCUCGAUGGUGUAAUCAUCUCAAGCAAGGAGAGUGCCCCGCUGAGCCCAGUCGUUUCGAAAGCCUCCUCGGGCGCGCUGGAAGUUAUGGAUCUGUUCGUUGCUCCGUCGAUCCCAAAGCUCCUCGAGAGCUCGGCCAUCGAGGGCUGGCAUAUCUACGGUACCGAUAUCCGCGCGCCGCUGGAUCAGCGAGUGAGUCUCUACCCGGCCCCCGGCGGAAGUGUGCCCCGCAAGCCACUUGUUGAAGGCCCGACCAUCCUCGUCAUGGGCAACGAGGGCACCGGACUCAAGUCCAGUGUGUCGAGGCUCUGCCACCAGCACAUUGUCAUCGGAGGCGGCACCGAGCCGAGCGAGCAUGCUCAGGCCGCAACAAACGCUGGCGAGGAGCGGCUGUCGGUAGACUCGUUGAACGUCUCGGUUGCUGCCGGAAUCAUUCUGUCGGCCCUUGUAGCUGGCGUGUAAAUACACAGGCAUCGAUCAUGCACUUGAAAAGUA